Electrophorus electricus (electric eel) is the source of this 6436-nucleotide messenger RNA. Lineage: Eukaryota; Metazoa; Chordata; Actinopteri; Gymnotiformes; Gymnotidae. The record is from RefSeq and is a predicted model, not a curated record.
UCGAAUCGCAUUCGUUUGCAGGAGUCGAAGCGCGCUGCGGGGCGACACUGCACCGCUACGGAGGACACACGAGCACUGUGAAAGGGAAACAGGGAAAGGAAAAACGGGGGUGAGGUAGCUCACAGGGGAUAGCCAAAACCCCUUAUUUUAAAUAUCUAAAUAAAAAGAAAAUCGAAAGGAGUCUGAACCUUGGAAAUAAGACAAACGCAGCGGAAAUCACAAGCGUCUCUUUUUUUGCCAGCACGGCGGGGAAACGAUGAAGGAUCGUACGCAGGAACUACGAAGCGCUAAGGACAGCGAUGACGAUGAGGAAGUUGUCCACAUCGACCGAGGAAACUUCAUGGAUGAGUUCUUUGAACAGGUGGAGGAGAUUCGCGGCUGCAUCGAGAAGCUGUCGGAGGAUGUGGAGCAGGUGAAGAAACAGCACAGCGCCAUCCUGGCAGCACCCAACCCUGAUGAAACAAUCGAGCAAAGUAUCGAACAGGAAGAGGUAAUGAACAGAUCAUCGGCAGACCUGCGAAUCCGCAAAACACAGCACUCCACGCUGUCACGCAAGUUUGUGGAGGUGAUGACUGAGUACAACACCACGCAGUCCAAAUACAGAGACCGCUGCAAGGAUCGCAUUCAGAGACAGCUGGAGAUCACUGGAAGAACAACUACCAAUGAGGAACUAGAGGACAUGUUGGAGAGUGGGAAGCUGGCUGUCUUCACCGAUGAUAUCAAAAUGGACUCCCAGAUGACUAAGCAGGCCCUAAACGAGAUCGAGACCAGACACACUGAGAUCAUCAAGCUAGAGAACAGCAUUCGUGAGCUGCAUGACAUGUUUGUGGACAUGGCCAUGCUGGUGGAGAGCCAGGGUGAGAUGAUUGACAGAAUCGAGUACAACGUGGAGCACUCAGUGGAUUAUGUAGAAAGAGCAGUGUCAGACACUAAGAAGGCUGUGAAGUACCAGAGCCAAGCACGCAAGAAGAAAAUCAUGAUCAUCAUCUGCUGUGUAAUCUUGGGAGUGGUCUUGGCAUCCAGUAUCGGAGGAACAUUUGGCAUGUAGACUCAUCUCCACGCAGACCAAGAAAGCAGCAAAACUGAGAGAAAUACAUCCACUACAAUCAGUACGAGAUAAGGAAGCUCUUUAAAGGGGUUGUGUAGGAUCUAAAAAUCAAAGGUAAAAAAUAAAACAUAAAUAAACAAACAAACAAAAAACCCAGAUGUUACAUAAUAGCUGAUUAAAGCAUAUUCAAAAAGAGAGGGUUCAAAUACACAAUAAACAUUCUAUUUAUAAAUUGUACAUGUAAAUGUAUUAAACAGCACAUGGGUUAACUACCUGUAAAGAAAUACAACCUACAUUUUUUCUUUAUUUUUAACAUUUAUUUCAUUUUAUGUGGGUCUCCAGGGCAGUGCCAACAAUCGCUAAAAAGACUGCGUUUAAGUGGAGCAUGGAUUUUACUAUGGCACUAUAGCAAUUAGUGCACUUUCCUAUUGACCGGAAAGAUAUGAGGAUAUGAGUAAAUGGUACAAUAGUUGUAAUUGUCAGGUUUCGUUGGGAGGGUCUUCGAGUUCUGAGGGACUGCUUAUAGGUGGAGGUCAUUCACUUUUAUCAGUGAAUGAAUUCAAAGUCAAAGCUUCUAAGAACUGCAACUCUCAUAGCUUAGUAUCAACAGCAUCUUCAAAAAAUUAUCCAAGCUUUAACAAGCACACAAACAUUAUUAUGAAUAUGUCCAUUGACCAACUGAUCUGCUGGUGCCAACUCUCCAUGCUGUAGUGCGCAAGGCAGAGUGUGUCUCCUAACAUUGAAGUCUCUUAGACUAACUACAGCAUUCCAGAUAUUCCUGAAGCACUGUUUGGAGAGAAUGGGAAGUACAGAAAUUUGGAAACAGUUGAACUAUGCAGUUUUGAUAAUGAGAGAGGAUCCUGCUUUCUGAAUUAGACUUUUCAACUGCGAUCAAAGAGAAACAAGAACGGCACACUUUAGCCUCCCCUGCUGUUCUUUCUAAAAAUGUGUGCGUGUGUGUUUUAUAUACAUUACUAUAUGGGGUUUGUAUAUGUAACUCCAGUUAUGCUUCACUUUUCUUCAUAAAGUCUAACAUAUGGAGGGAUUGAGGCAGAUUAUCCAUGUGAUGAUGUAGUGCCGAAUGGAAUAGAGUUUGCGGGUCGAGGCAAUGCUGAGGAAAUGCCAUGAUUCUGUCCAGAGGAAGCUUGCUAAUUUAUUCUGGUGCUACUUACUGAGGAUAGAGGCUUUGAACUUAGAUAUGUGCUGAUACUGUUGAGUUGGGGAAAGCAUCCUGAAGACAGAAAUGACACAGUUCUGGAUCCCAGUUUAUAGACAGUGAGGAUAAAUUCCAAUGUAUUCUAUAAAUAAAGGGAAGUUUUACAAAUAUAUGACUAAAAUACAUGUUUAGAAUAUAACUGUUGCUGAUUAAGUAUCAGCCUGCAGUAAAACAAUAGUAGUAGUAAUAAUAACCAUCUUACUAUUCCAGUAUUUAGUAUUUUAGUACAGUUCUUUUCUGUUAUAAUAUGCUAAACUGACCGAUAGAAAAUAGUUAGAAGCUCAGAAUAUUAGGUUUGCAUUUCUGUUCAAAGUUUAGGGGUGGGAGAGUAGAUCAAACACCACCAGAACAAUCUUGAGUUGCACAAUAUGUUAGUGUUCAUUUUUUAACAAAAAGAACUAGUGUGGUUGUGUAUGUAGAUUUCUUUUAUGCAAGAGCUUAAAUACAAAACCAAAAUUCAGCUCUGCUUAUUGUUAUAGAGUGAACCCCUCUACAUUUUAUUCAGGAUAGUUAAAGGAUCAUUGUGAGAUCAUGGAUGUAGAAAGCCCUCACUCAUGCCAACCACCACAUGCACAACAGUCCCCAGGCUUCAGCCAAAACAGACAGAUCUGCGAGAUCUUCAAUACUGUAUGUGUCUACAUUCUAUUCUGUGGCAGCACCGAAACACAUUCACAUAUUUGUAAAUGAGUAUUUCAUUUCCCAGCAUCCCACAGAAUCUGAACUAGAAGCCCUCCCUUCGAAACAGGACCAACUACCCUGAGCAGGAGACAGAACUGGCGAUACAGCAUUUGUGUAUUAUACUUGAGUAUGUUUUACAGUGGCUAAUCCAGAAGGUCUGGAGUCCAGCCCUUAGCUCAUUCCAGUAAUGACCAGCAUGUUUCCUUUGAGGCUCCUGUGUAUUUAGUGUCCAAUCACCUACAUGUACGGUGCAGAUGGGGUUAACGUCUGUUGUUGUUGUGUUUUAGCAAGGGGUGUUGGCUGGAGAGUGCUUCUUCGUUAAGGCAUGCAACAUUGGCUUCAUUGGUCUGCAUGGUGAUUUACUGCUCUUGCUCAUGUGUGCACUUUACAGUCAAAAAAAUAUAUAUCACUGUCCCACAUCAUUACACCUUUAGAUGCUGUGCUCCAUUUUGGCUUUUUGCCAUUUUUCUUUCUUCUUCAUCUCUUGGGAGGUUGGCAGGGUUAGUCGAGCGGGAAGGGGUGAUUUUUACUCCGGUUCCCAUCUGCUGGGUGUGUCCUCAGCUAUAGCCCCUCCCUUGUAGAACUCCUAUGGGCAUGUUCUCAGCUAUAGCCCCUCUUUGCAGAGCUCCUGUGGGGGUGUGCUCCACUGGCCUCCAGGGUUGCAGCUGACUUGCAGUUCGCUUGGCUCUUCCCCCUCCUGCUGGAUCCUACACUUACUAUCAUGCUUGUGAUGUGCGUUUCUACGUGAAGACUAUUCUUUUAUUGUGGAUUGUGUGCUGAGGCUGUAAUUUGUGGAACUCAUACACCAUGCGUCUGAUACCCCACCCCCAGCCCGCAAUUUAUAAAAAAGCUGUUUCUGUGUGAGAGUGUGUGUGAGCAUGAGUAUAUCUGAGUGCAUGCUUGUGUAUGAGUGGGUCUGUCUGAAAUCCUUGGUCUCCCCAUACCCAAGACGUGUGGGGUUCUUCUUGGGAUCUGCAGAUCUGUGGUAUGUAGCUAUUAAGUUCCAGUUUUGUGUUGAGAAAAAUUAAAAUAAGAAAAAGUAAUAAGACUAAAAGCCAAAGCAUUACGCUCCUGCACGUGUGCUCUGUAAGAGGAGCCCACAGCAAAAAGAAAGAGAAAGCGGUUCUGAAUGGGUGCGGCCAAUCCCGAAAUCCAGCAGAAUAUCCUUCUAAUACACUCCUCUCCUCUUUAUCAUGCCUUGCUACUAGCCAACAAGUUUUCAGUUUUAUUUUAAACUUUUUUAUCAGAAAUGUUCCACCACAACUUUUUUCAGUCAGUGACAAUGAUAAUGUGAUAAUUCUUAAUGAUAAUGAUCAUUCUUAUUGACAAUAUACCUUCCUUUCAUUUAAUUAAUUUUUUUAAUUAUUACUAUGCUAUGAUAAUGUUUUACCAUGUUCUUGCCAAUCGCAUUGCUUUCUCUGUGCUGGAAACACACGUAGACAACAACAACAACAAAAAUAGGUGCUGACCUGGACGAAAGAUUUAUCCAUUUUUAUUUAUUAAUUUAUUUGUGUGUUUAUUUAUCUAUCUAUUUCUAUUUAUUUAUUUUAUUGCCUUUAAACAAACUGUUCUUCAUAAGUUCAUCAGCCCUUCAAACACCUUGAUGCAACUUGCCUGAUGCACAUAGAGAAAGCAUUUGUGUAUCUGCAUGACCUGUUACCCUUUGAGACUGGUCAGUGCUGAAGGAGGUUGUUGAGAGUCUCAUUAGCCCACCAACAGAUGUUAGUUGCAGUAUUAAGAUCUCCACUUGUUCUCAUACCAUAUUUAUCACAUGCAAUAUGUAGGUUAUUUUGAACAUUUCUGACAGCUGUGGUUCUUUCAUAUAAAUCACACUGUUGGCUUUGAGCUGUGGGAUUCCCAACAACCUUAGAUAUUUUAAGAUUUAUUCCUCUUAAGUUUGUCAUUCUGUCAGUUGCUAUUUCCCAUCAUGCUUUCUGACAGUGUUUCCAUGGUCCAGUGUUAGCUUGUGGAGGAGGACUGGGUAUGUCAUUAAGAGGCUCUGGGAUUUCACAUAAAUGACCUUUAUAAAUAUUGUCAGCUAAAGGUAUCCUGUUCUGAAUAAAUGAAUAUUUCAUUGUAAUCAGAAAAUAAAGUGCCCUGAUAUUUGCAGACUGGGGAAUUUUGAAAUAACUGACAAUUGAUAAUAAAACAAUGAAAAGUAACAAAUUCUAUAAUUGUAAAAGUUAAUGGAAAUCUGAGGAGUUGUGUUAUCAAAAUAAUAUUAGAAAUAUUGAAUAUUGAAUGCUCACAAUUUAGUCAAACUGAACUGGAUCUUUGUCUUGUAAUUAUUGUAAAUAAUUUAAAGAGAGAAAAAAUACCUGCAUGUCUAUGUAUAAAACUACUUAAAUUGUUCCUGCCAAAGUUGUAAAGGUUGAUCAAUUUCUUUGCCCUAACACCCAACCUCAUCUUUGAUAGGCUACUCCUCUUCACCCAUCGCUUUUAGUUUCUGUUUUAAAAGCACUUUGUCUGCAGCAAAUUCUGGCUUCAAUUUAAAAUCAGUUAAUUUCAGCCGAAACACUCUGCUUCCCUCCAUUACUAGCAUCCACAACUGAAAAAAACAGUGCAGUGGUGGCAAUCACUGGUCACCAUCUCUAGCUAUGCCAGAUACUUCUGCUUUACACAACAGCUGAAUUUGACCACGUAUGAGAAGUCAAGUCUGAACUAUUUAGCAGAUCUAAGGCACAUUGUGUGAUGCAUGUAUUUUAAGUCUUGUAGAUUUGGAUAAUUUCUAAAAUAAGAUUUUCAACAGUAGCAUGACUGACAUAUCAGAAAGAGGAUGGUCUCUGUCUGGGGAAACCCAACGUGCUCUUCUGACUCACUAAAGAUGCACUGGUGGUUCUAGAACACAGGCUGACAGGCGUUUUUAAAUUUACCAAAAAAAAAAUGUCUGUGCAAUAUUAAGUAAAGGGCUCAACCAUGCAGAGAUCUUAAAGCACCCCGAUCAUAAAUCAUAGCAGAUUUGGUGACCGAGUGAGACAAUAGCCAGGAAAAAUCGCUCCAGUUCCUGCCACUUGGCCUGCCACCUGCAGCCUUUUCCCCUGUCAGGAUGAGCGUGGCGACAGGGCAGAAAAAAACACAAACAGAUCAACACAAAGGACAGAAAUAAGGAGUUGAAUCGACUGCUGCAACUUUGACUGGAAUUGCACCUUGUGUCCCUUUUUUCUGUGUGUGUGUGUAUGUGUGUGUAUUGUAUUGUAAAAAAAAAAAGAAGAGAGAAAUGACCUAUCUGUCCCUCUUUCUCCCUCUCUCGUACUGCUGUUUGCUGUUCAGUUUAGUUAGUGUGAUGUGCCAGUAUCUACCUUCCUAUUCCCAUGCUCUCGCGCGCGCUCUCUCUCUCUCUCUCUCUCUCUCUCUCUCUCUCUCUCUGUCUAUAUUUCUCUCCCAUUCCUCCAUGGAUCUUUAAGAUGACAACUCUAUGCAGAUGCUGUCUUUUAUAAGUGUGUCAAAAUUUUAAGUUAAAAUUAAAAAAAAAAAAAAUGAAAAAACCCGUCCAA